AUGCCGUAUUGUAGUGUAUUUGGUUGUAGUAACAAUAAAAGAACGCAUAGAUUUCCUAAUCGCGAUAAUUCACUUGUGCGUUUUAAUAAAUGGACCAAUUUUUGCAAGCGUAAACUUUUUAAACCAACUAAUAAUUCUGUGAUAUGUUCUCAUCAUUUUAAAAGUCAAGAUUUUGAUGACUCAGACAUUUUAAAACAAAAAUUAUUGGGAGACAAAUACAAGUCAAGAUCACCCAGCUUAAAACCAGGUACGAUACCAACGAUAUUUGUAAUAAAUAAUGAUAAAAAUAGCGAUGGUAAUCCAACAACUAAAAAACCCCGUUCUGAAAGAAUAAAAAAUCAAGAAAAAAAAGAUAUGGUUGAGAGUUUAAUCGCUAAAAAAUCAAAUAUUGAUUCAUAUGGACAUAUGACAUAUGAUAAUAAAAUAUUGUUUAGUAUUUAUUAA
Macrosiphum euphorbiae (potato aphid) is the source of this 444-nucleotide messenger RNA. The record is from the annotation of a GenBank genome assembly. Lineage: Eukaryota; Metazoa; Arthropoda; Insecta; Hemiptera; Aphididae.